Molecule: messenger RNA, 1609 nt
Organism: Entelurus aequoreus (snake pipefish)
Lineage: Eukaryota; Metazoa; Chordata; Actinopteri; Syngnathiformes; Syngnathidae
Gene: slc25a43
Product: solute carrier family 25 member 43
Exons: 5
Coding region: 57-1112 (351 amino acids)
Biological process (GO): transmembrane transport
Source: RefSeq, a predicted model, not a curated record
CUGGCAGUGGAAACAAACAGGACGCGUCUCAUCUUCCUCCACAAAUAAAUGUCCGGAUGGCCACCGUGAAGAAAGACAACAGACUGACGCGAUCCCAGAGCUUCUUGUGCGUGGGUUUCGCGGGCGUGGCGAGCAAGAGCGUGACUUCCCCUCUGGAGGUGGUGAAGAUUAAAAGUCAGGUGGGAACUUUUCACUGCAAAAAGGGCUUCUGGCAAACUUUCGCCCUCGUCUACCGCCAUGAGGGACUCAAAGGCUUCUGGAAGGGAAACCUGGCUUCUUGCCUGCGGUUGUUCCCUUACACCGCCGUGCACCUGGCAACUUAUAAGAAGAUAGUGCACAUUCACAUGGACGAACUGGGCUUCAUCUCCCAGGCGAGGGCCAUGGUGGCGGGGGGUGUCGCCGGCGUGGCGGCCGCCUUACUCACGUACCCCCUGGAGGUGGCCGAGACCAGGCUGAUGGUGCAGAACGGCCGCCAGCCCACAUACGUGGGGGUUCUGCACACCAUGUCCAAGGUCCAGCGCGCUGAAGGGCUGCCGGCUCUCUACAGGGGCUUCUCCCUCACCGUCCUGGGCGCCUUCCCCUUCUCCCUGGGCUGCUACGUCAUCUACAUGAACGUGGACAAGCUGUGGCAGGAGCAUCCUUCUCGCUUCUCACCUCUCCAGAACUUUCUGAACGGCUGUCUGGCAGCAGGCGUGGCCCAAACGCUCUCCUACCCUUUUGAGACCGUGAAACGCAAGAUGCAAGCGCAGAGUUCCUGUCUCCCCCAUUUUGGUGGCGUUGAUGUGCAUUUUAAUGGUGUCACCGACUGUUUUGUUCAAGUGGUGAAAAAUAAGGGGAUCUUCUCACUCUGGAGUGGCCUUACUGCGAGCACCAUAAAGAUCCUUCCCUACUUCGGCCUCCUCUUCGCCUGCUUCGAGCUCUGCAAGCAGGCCUGCCUCUACCGCAACGGCUACAUCGUGUCGCCCCUCAGCUACCAGCUGGCGCCGGGCGUGGACCAGAGCCUGGGCCCGGCCGAGCUGCGGGAGGCCAAGCGCUACCUGAGGAACUACGGGGCGGGGGCGGGGCAGACCGACGACUUUUGGGAACGGCUGGUGAAAAACUCUCAUAAAUGAAGGUUUGUGGAAGACACUUCAUUAGGUACACCACCCAACGAGGGCCUAUUAGGAGCCGGACACUUCAUUAGGUACACCACCCAACGAGGGCCUAUUAGGAGCCGGACACUUCAUUAGGUACACCACCCAACGAGGGCCUAUUAGAAGCCGGACACUUCAUUAGGUACACCACCCAACGAGGGCCUAUUAGAAGCCGGACACUUCAUUAGGUACACUACCCAAUUAAGUCCUAUUAGGAGCCGGACACUUCAUUAGGUACACCAACCAAUGAGGUCCUAUUAGGAGCCGGACACUUCAUUAGGUACACCACCCAAUGAGGUCCUAUGGGGAGCCGGACACUUCAUUAGGUACACCACCCAACGAGGUCCUAUUAGGAGCUGGACACUUCAUUAGGUACACCACCCUAUGAGGUCCUAUUGGGAGCCGGACACUUCAUUAGGUACACCACCCAACGAGGUCCUAUUAGGAGCUGGACACUUCAUUAGGUACACCACCCA